CACAGGGGCAUGCAGUGGGGCACGGGGACAGAGCCGUGGAGGGCUCAGGGCACCCCAUAGCCCCCACCCUCGGGGGGACAGCAGGGGUGAGCCCUCCGCGCCCCACAGGGCCUGAGGGCGUUGGUCUGAGGGCCUGGGAGCCCCGUCCAGCCAGGCCUGCCCCCAUGUUUGUGUUCCACCUCCUGAGCUGUGGCCCUGCAGACAGGGGUGACCCCUGGAGGGGCACUGAGGGGAACCCACAUCUCUGGGGCCCUGGGCAGUGGCCGUGCUGGGGACAUGCACUGGGAAGUGGGCAGGGGUGAGCACGGACACAGUUGUCACAGAUGUUCUACACACACACAAGUGCCACACACAGGUGUCACACACAUACCACAAAUACACAUUUAUGGCACGCAGAAUCCCAGAACAGUGUGAGGGGGAAGGGCCCUCUGGUGAUGCCCCAGCUCAGCUCCUGCCCAGGCAGGGUCGCCUGGAGCAGGUGACGCUUGUCCAGGUGGGUUAGGAUGUCUCUGUGGAGGGACACCCCUCACUCUCCUGGGCAGCUGUCCCAGGGCUUGACCUUUCCAUGAUGGAGGGAGGUUGUGGCUCAUGCUGGGCUGGGACUGUUGGAGUCCAGGGCUGACUCCUCAUCCUUCGCUGGGCAGGACGGGGCUGGGCCUGGCACCAUCCUCAUAACCUGGAGAGGUCUGGGCUUGCUGGGAUCCCCCCUCAGAUGUUUGCAUGGAUUGGUGCAAUCCCCUCAGGUGAGGGAUUAGCGUGGACAUGUGAGCAGCAGUCCAAAGCUCCACGUGGACUUGGGAGCCCUGGCAGCCCGUCAGGCACAGAGGGGGACAUUGCCAGGAGCAGGGGGAGAUCAAAGUGGCUCCAGGCUGUGCAGGUGACCCAGAGCAUGGUGACUGGGGGAGGCAAAUGGACAUGGAGCAGCAGGACAUGGUGUUGUGGCGGCUCAAGCAGCAGGAUUUGUAGGAGGCCACAGCCACCCUCCUGACCCUUGAGCUGUGCUCCUCUCAGAUGGGGAUUAUUUUUUUCACUUGUCCAGCUUGAUUAGACCCAGCAGUAGUUCACACACUGACAAAAGCCAUUGCUGGCAGGAGUAGGGAGAAGCAGACAGAGCUGCCCAAGAAACACCGGGCUGCAGGGGGUGUCUGAGCCUACUGUUACUGCUGGAGCACAGUGAAACAGCACUGCAUGUGGUGUGAACAGGUGGGGGAUCUCACAGAGGAGGUGGAGAGGCUGAGGAUUAUCAAGGAGUGCCAAGAGAAACAGACUGGUGGAGUUGCACCUUCCAUCCAGGAGAGAAAUGCACUGCAUGAAAGCUCAGCAAGAGUCAGGGUAGCCCUGACCCUCUUGCCGUCAGGCAGGAGGAGGCCUAAAAGGUGGGGAAUGGAAGCAGGUCCCUGCUUAGGGAGGCAGCAGAAUCCCCCGCUGGCUUCCCUUGCCUUCCCAGGUGCCCUUACAGAACCCAUACGAGGUCCUGGAAUUUCAGGGUCAGACAGUGGAAAGUUGAGAAGAAAGUCUCCUUGGUGGGUCUCCCAGAUCAGUGCAGUCAGUCAGACAGAUCACAACUACAGUUAUUAAGGAAAAAAGGAAGGGCAGUUGUAGUGUGGAUUCACUUCUGAGGGGGGCUGAGGAGCCUGUGUUCCAACCAGACCCAUCCCACAGAGAAGUCUGCUGCCUCCCUGAGGCCCAGGCAAGGGACAUUGCUGAGAGACUCCCUGCACUAAUUCAGCCCACCAGCUGCUGCCCACUGCUCAUUGUCCUGAUGAGAGAAGUACCAGGGUAGCAAAAAAGGACUUCAGGGCAUUGGGUUGCCUGGAUGAAGGGACAAGAGCGCAAGGUACAAGAGGUGGUGGUCUUGAUUCCUUCAGUAGUAGGGAUGAAUGCCAAAAUUAACAGGAAAACCUAUGGGAUCAAAAAGUAGCCUAAAGACUGGUGCCAUUGGUGGAAUUUUGGGUUUUUUGAACAUGAGGUAGUUUGUAUAGCACCAGGCUGGAGAUAGAUGCGUUCACCUCUAGAAGAGGCAAAAGGGUUCCAACCUGUGGAUUGGCAGGGCUGAUUGAGAGGGCUUUAAACUAGAUUUGAAGGGAGAGGGGGAUGAGAGCACACUCACUAGAAAUGAAGCUGGAGGCAGCAGGCCAGUGCUGGGGAGAAAUUGAUAGCACAGCUGAAGUGCGUCUGUGUCACUGUCGAGGCAGUCACGACACAAAUCCGAGACCACAAGCAGUCUCAGAUGGCAACUCUUCAUUAUUGAACAUGGCUGACCUUUUAUACACUUUCCAAUUGUUCAGGCUUCUUCUACCCUAACUAUUGGCCACAAUGAGUCAACAUAACACUAUUGGUGAAAAGUUACAGUGACUUCAACAACUUUCUAAAAAUACUUUGUCCAGCUGCAAAAUUCUCUUAUCUUUCUUCAAUUCCUCACUUCUCUUGGUCUCCUUGGUUACAGCCUUGGAGAGAGCUCCUUAUCAGCUUCUUCUUGCUUCUCAGCUUCUUCUCGCUCCUUUAGAUAACAGGGCAGCUGUUAGCCCCUUCCACACAUCUACACCAAUGCAGCAGUGUGGGCACCACAGGAGGAGCUGGAGGCCUUGGUGCAGCAGCAAAGCUCUGAAGUAGUUGCUGUCAUGGAACUGUGAUGACUCCAUGACUGGAAUGCUGCAAUGGAUGGCUCCAAGCUCUUUAGAAGGGACAGGCGAGGCAGGAGAGGUGCUGUGAUGACUCUGUACCUUAGGGAGGGUUUUGGCUGUCUGGAGAUUAGUAAUGAAAAGGAUGAGUGGUCGUGGUGAAAAUCAAGGGGAAGGCUGGCAAGGCAGAUAUCCUGUUGGGGGUCUGUUCUAGACCUCCCAACCAGGAUGAAGAGGCAGAUGAAUUAUUCUAUAAAGUGCUGGCUGAUGUUUAGUGGUUACCAGCCCUUGUUUUUGUGGAGGUCUUUAACCUGCUGGAUGUCUGCUGGAAGCAGCACAGUGGAGAGGAGACAGUCUGAGAGGCUCCUGGAAUGUGUGGAAGAGAACUUCUGGCUCAGUAGCUGAGCAGCCCACCAAGGGUGGGGCCCCGCUGGACCUGCUGUUUGCAGACUGAGAGGGGCUGCUGGAAGAUGUGGUGGUUGGAGCCAUCUUGGGCACAGUGACCCUGAAAUGAAGGAGUUUUCAGUCCUUGGAGAAGUAACAAGGUGCGUCAACAAAACCUCUACACUGUCAGAGGGUGAAUUUCAGCCAGUUUGGGACACUGAUUGGGAUAGUCCCUUGGGAAGCAGCCCUUAAAAACAAAGGGUCCCAGGAAGGCUGGGCAUACAUCAAGAUGGAAACCUUUAAGGUGCAGGAGCACCUUAUGUCCCUAUGUGCCUAAAAAUGAGCUGGUAGGGAAGAAGUGAUUGUCCCCCUGAACUUGGCAUUGGUGAGGCCACACCUCAAGUCCUGUGUCCAGUUCUGAGACCCUCAGUUCAAGAAGGACAUUGAGGGGCUGGAGUGCAUCCAGAGAAGGCAACAUAGCUGGGGAGGGCCUAGAGGGUGAAUCCUCUGAGGAGCAGCUGAGGGAGCUGGAGAGGCUCAGCCUGGAGAAAAGGGGCUCAGGGGAAACCUUCUCACUCUCCAGAACUCCCUGACAGGAGAGCAGAGCCAGGGGAGGCUCAGCCUCCCAGGGAACAAAGGACAGGACAAGAGGGACCGGCCUCAAGUUAUGCCAGCAGAGGUUCGGGGUGGACUUCAAGAAAAAUUUCUUCAUGGAAAGGUGGUCAGGCAUUGGAAGGGGCUGCCCCAUGGAGUCCCAGUCCCUUGAGGUGUCCAAGAAAUUAUGGAGGAAAAAAUGUUAACCUUCAUUUCUCGAGGUAUUUAAUCAAAGUCAGAUGCCUUUCUGAAAUGGAUGCAAAUAAACAUUUGUAAAAGGUGAAUGUAGGUGAACUAGCAGAGCACUGCUGUUUCACAGUAAGGAUCACCACAUUUAAAAUAUUCAUUCAGGGUAGGAAGAAGGGUUGACAGGCUGAGAGAGUUAUGGCUGGUCAGCCUGGAGAACAGAAGGUUCUAGGGAGACUUUGGUGCCUCUUCCAGUACUUAAAAGGGGCUUAGUAAAAGGCUGGAGGGGUACUUUGGACAAGAGCCUGUAGUGAUAGGACACAAGAAAAAUGGCCUUGAGCUGAAGGUGGGGAGAUUUAGAUUAGGUGUUAGGAGGGAAUUUCUGACUGUGAGUGUGGGCAGGGCCUGGCACAGAGCAACUGGGGCUGCCCCUGGAUCCCUGGCAGUGCCCAAGGCCAGGCUGGACAGGCCUUGGAGCACCCUGGAAUAGUGGGAGGUGUCCCUGCCCAUGGCAGGGGUGGCACUGGGUAGUCAUAAAGUCCCUUCCACCCAGAGCAUUCCACGUCUCUAUGACUCUGUGCUGCCCCUCCCUGCCAUGCCCAGCACUCAGAACCAGCCCCUCUGUGACAGCGGCCCUGGCCCGGGCCCUGUGAGCACCACGAAGGCUGUGGCUGCUGUGGCAGUGGCCGCACUGGAGGUGACACCUCUGCUCUGGCUCUGCCACCUGCUGUGCUGGCACCGAUGGCUUUGCUGGGGCUGCUCGUCCUGCUGGCCCUGGCCGGGCCCGUGUGGGGCACCUGGGACACCUGCAGGUCAGUGGUUCCAGGCUCUGGGAGGGAGCUGGAGGAACACUUGGGGACUUCCCUGGCAGAAUUGUGGUGAAAAAUGCCCCUCGGGGUUGUCUGGCCCUGCUGCUGCUCAGCACCAAGUGGGACAUUCAGCCUGAGCAGCAGCAGAGCAGGGCAGUGAUGGCUUUGUGCUUCCAGAGGGACCUGCGGGCUCCGGCCCAUGGCCUCUGACCACAGCUCUGCUGCUCUUGACUACAACUCCGUGGUUUCUGCUGCUGGCACGUCCCGUGUGGGUGUCACCAGUGUCCAGCCCGGGGCCUGGCCCGGCAUCGUCAGCAUCCAGGCCACCUGGGAGAACGGCACGUGGCACAUGUGCACGGGUGUCCUCCUCAGCUCCCAGUGGGUGCUCACGGUCGCACACUGCUUCGCCAGGGCCGGGGGCAUCUCCAUGUGGGAUGUGGUGAUUGGGGCCAUAGAUCUGAGACAGCCAGGCCCUGAGGCUGUGGUGAGACGCAUCCAGAGGCUUCUGGUGCACCAGCACUACGUGGCUGCCACGGCCAGGAACGACAUUGCCCUGGUGGAGCUGGACCAGCCCGUGGAGUGCAGCGACUACAUCCAGCUGGGCUGUGUGCCCGACGCCUCGCUCAGGGUCUCAGAGCUGAAAUCCUGCUACAUCGCCGGCUGGAACUUUGCCAGAGCUCAGGGACCAAACAUGGUGCUGCAGGAGUCCAAGGUCCACCUCAUGGACACGGAGCUCUGCAACAGCAGCCCUUGGUAUGCAGGGGCUGUUCAUGCUGACAACCUGUGUGCUGGGUACCCGCAGGGCGGCAUUGACACCUGCCAGGGGGACAGCGGGGGUCCCCUCGUCUGCAAGGACAAUGAAGCUGACUACUACUGGCUGGUGGGAUUGAACAGCUGGGGAAGAGGCUGUGACAGAGCCAGGCACCCCGGGAUCUACACCUCCACUCAGCACUUCUACAACUGGAUCCUGCUCCAGACGGGACUGAGCCCUGCAGAAAGAGCUGGUCCGGCACCGGAGCCAGCUGUCACCUCGGCCCCUGAGGAGGAGCCUGAGGAACCAGAGGAACCAGAGGAACCAGAAGAACCAGAGGAACAGAUCAACUUGACCCCUGAGUACAGCCAGAAACCAGCAGUGACAUCCUCGGGCACGUCACUGCCCAUGGCAUUCCCACACCAGAUCCUCGUGCAAUUCUGGAAUCUGGUGCAGGAGUUCCUGCAGUUUUAGAAGGACAAAAAAGCCUGAGCAGCAGCAGGAUGAGCAGGAUCCAGGGCUACAGUGGAUCACGGCAGCUCCAAGGCAGCCUUGGGGCCAGAGGUUUCUGUGUCCUGCCCACGCUGCUGCGCUGCAGCCACAGCGAUGCUGACGUGACUGAGGUGUUGAAGUAAAGUUUCUGUGUUCAUCAUUACCCGUGUUUUCAGCCCUGCUCAGUGCACUCGCAGGCUUGCAGAGUCCCUGCUCUGUCUGUCCAUCUGCUGUGC
This is a messenger RNA of Camarhynchus parvulus, 6073 nucleotides long. RefSeq names its product acrosin-like. Gene Ontology annotation, biological process: proteolysis; acrosome reaction. Gene Ontology annotation, molecular function: serine-type endopeptidase activity. The record is from RefSeq and is a predicted model, not a curated record. The coding region runs from base 4794 to 5819 and encodes 341 amino acids. The transcript is spliced from 4 exons. NCBI's taxonomy places the organism in Eukaryota, Metazoa, Chordata, Aves, Passeriformes, Thraupidae.